AUGGUGGUCACCGGUAUCAACGGUAAUCACAAGGUGACUUCUUAUUGUGUAAAACUGGAGCUGAAAGGAGACAACAACCAAGUGUGGACUACUAAAAUCGCCACACAUCCUAACGUUCCAAUCCAUUUCCAAGCCCCCGACUUCUCGAGCCAAGAUAUCGCGUUUCUCAAGAAACAGGGUAUCGAAGCCUCCGCUAUUAUGAAUCUAAAACGCCACAAUGGUCAGACUAUCGAUCUUCUACUAGGCAACAACUUUAUCGCAAAAAUAAGCACUAUAAGUAAACGAUACGAGCUACCAAGCAGUAGAAUGCUCGAAAAGACCCCGCUAGGUACCAUUACAUACCCAACGCCAAACAACGAAUUCUCUAUAUCAGUACCAAACAAUUCAACCCUCGAAACUACAGAUUACUUCGCGCCUGCGAUAAUCAACGCUCUCGAAACUAAAGAAUGCGAAGAUUUGCAAGACGAAGAGUUGGUACGAAGGGUGGAGCAGCUGUUCGAACUAGAGCACGUAGGUAUUCGCCCAGCGGAGCAGUGCGAGGAGGAGAGAACGUCGGACGAAACUUUGAUCGAAAAGACUAAAGAAGAAGCCGCUGUCAUCGACGGAAGAAUUCACGUAUCCUUCCCGUUCAAUGGCAGAGAGUCUGAACUAGAGGACAACUAUCCAGUGGCUAAACGACGACUAGUAUCACUACACGGAAACCUACUAAAAGACAAAAAAUUGCUAAACGAUUAUGACCAAACGAUAAAACAACAACUACUAUCAGGUAUCAUCGAGCGAGUUCCGGGAACAGCCAGAAGACGAAGAAGAGGAAAGUUCUACUACAUUCCUCACCGAAACGUCAUGAAGGCCGACUCGAUAACCACAAAACUGAGAAUAAUACUAGAUGCAUCUAGCCACAUGAAAGACGAACUUUCACUAAACGAUUGCGUCCUCCCAGGACCAUCUAUACUACAAACAAUCCCAGGAAUUCUAAUACGUUCCAGACUAAAGCGGUACCUGAUGAUCGCGGACAUCGAAAAGGCUUUCCAUCAGGUCCGCAUCAAACCAGAAUUUCGAGAUUUGACUCGGUUUUUGUGGUUGAAAGACCCAAACAAACCAGCCACGCCAGACAAUAUCGAAAUAUACAGGUUCACUCGACUACCCUUCGGGAUGUCGUGCUCUCCGUUUCUACUAGCAGUCACAAUUCUCAUGUACCUAGAUAUCAAUCCCCACGAAAUCAACACGAGAAUUCUGCAAAACUUGUACGUCGACAAUACGGUUUUCACGACCAACGACGAACAAGAACUAGAACAGCUAUACAAAGAUUCUAAAGAAGCUUUCAACAAAAUGGGGAUGAAUCUAAGAGAAUACCAAGUUAACUCUAGCAAAAUCCACGACAAGAUCCUAGAAACAGAUAGAGCUCAAAACACGGAGUGCAAGCUACUAGGUCACGUAUGGGACAGCGUAGCCGACACUCUAACUAUAAAAAUUGCUAAACCACCAACAGAGGCACCAACCAAAAGGAAGGUUGUAUCCUUUUUGGCCUCAACGUACGAUCCUCUAGGACUUCUUUCCCCAAUAAUAGUCCCAAUCAAGGAAUUCGUACAAACUCUGUGGGAAGAACCGACCGCUUGGAAGCAGUUGAUUCUGAAAGCAUCUUGCAAAAGAUGGUACGAACUCAUCGCGUCCUUUACGCGAACGACGUUCACCAUCCCAAGACAGCUCACAGAGUACUACAACUACAAAUCGGUCAAAAUAAUGAUGUUCAGCGACGCAUCGGAACUACACUUUGCAACAGCAGCCUACCUACACUACGAAAUCGAAGACAGGCCUCCUGUAACCAAAAUCAUCUUUGCAAAACCAAAAGUAAAGCCGAGAAAGUCGAAGCUAACAAUACCACGCCUAGAAUUACUUGGCAUUCAAUUGGCUGUCAAUACAGCAACAAUGCUAGUCAGAGAGAUCGACGAGACCAAGCUGACAGAAGUCAAAUUCUUCAGUGACUCGACAAUCGCUCUCUACUGGAUCCUCAAACGAAGCAAAGUAGUUCGCUUCGUGGACAACAGAGUAACUAAACUACAUCAAACAACCGAAUUACUAGAAAAACAAGGUCUGAACCCGAAAUUCUAUCAUUGUCCUACAGAAUUCAACCCAGCAGACGUGGCUUCGCGAGGAACCACAAUCGAGCUGCUACUAA
Caenorhabditis sp. 36 PRJEB53466 is the source of this 2176-nucleotide messenger RNA. NCBI's taxonomy places the organism in Eukaryota, Metazoa, Nematoda, Chromadorea, Rhabditida, Rhabditidae. The record is from the annotation of a GenBank genome assembly.